AUGGCCUCCACCAGGUGUUUCCAGGUGACUCAUAGCAAGUUUGUUACCCUGUACGUGGAGGAUGGCCCCCAGAGGAAAAAACGGAAGUCUGAAGUUGGAGAAGUGGACAAGCAGUUAGAUAUCCUGGCUAUUGGUACAGCAGUUGGUAGUAUUUUGUUGUACAGCACAGUAAAAGGAGAAUUACAGAGCAAGCUAGAUGGUGGUCACGACAGUAGAGUAAACUGUGUGAGAUGGCAUCAAGACAGCUGCUGCUUGUAUAGCUGUUCAGAUGACAAACACAUUGUGGAAUGGAACACACAGACCUGCAAAGUAAAGUGUAAGUGGAAAGGUGACAAUAGCAGUGUCACCUGUCUAUGCAUCAGUCCAGAUGGAAAAAUGCUGCUGUCAGCUGGUAGAACUAUAAAACUGUGGGACUUGGAGACCAAAGAAGUCUACAGACAUUUCACAGGCCAUGCUACAUCUGUGUCAUCGUUAAUGUUUACCACAGUGAAACCUAUGAAUGAAAGUAAACCCUUUGAUGGAAUUACAGGACUUUAUUUCUUGUCUGGAGCUAUACACGACCGAUUAUUGAGUGUGUGGCAGAUCAGAUCAGAUAGGAAAGAAAAGAAUGCUGUGAUGUCUUUCUCAGUAACAGAAGAACCAACUUUUGUUGACCUGACUGUAUCAGAGGUCAAAGAGGAGCCUGUGAAAUUAGCAGUUGUGUGCAGAGAUGGGCAGUUGCAUUUAUUCGAACAUAUCUUGAAUGGCUAUUGCAAAAAACCCUUAACAUCAAACUGUACUGUUCAGAUAGCAACGCCUGGGAAUGAUGGGGACUCAACACCGAAACCAGUCCCCAUUCUAGCAGCUGCAUUUUGCAAAGACAAACAGUCUCUGCUGCUGGUGUAUGGAAACACCUUACAGCCCAUCCUAGAGAAAGUGUCUUUGAACACCAGUGAAUCCCACAUAUGUUUGGUACGGGACAUGCAGAAAGUGUUAUCACUUAAAACAGAUGCUGCUGUAACAAAGGUAAAGACCCCUGUUGUGAACUCGGACACCAAAGUUCUAGUUCCUGGCAUUCCAGGACAUAGUACAGCUGUCAAAACUCCAGCCUCGGGAAAAGAGAAAAAGAAAAACAAGAGGAAACCAGGCGAGACAGAGGAGAGCAUUGAGGAGCGCCUUGGGGCUUUGGAUAUCGAUGUGAGCAAAGUCAAAACUCCAGGUGGCCUUCCCCAAACAGACAGCUUUGCCGUGCUCCUGGUUCAGGGCUUGGAAAGCAACGAUGCAGAAAUCUUAAAUAAAGUGCUUAACACAAGGAAAGAAAAUAUAGUAAAGAACACAGUAGCCAGAAUGCCUAUACAUGCUGUCAUUCCACUGCUGCAUGAGCUUACAAAGAGAUUGCAGGGCAACCCAUACAGUGCCUCACUAAUGGUUCGAUGGCUGAAGUCUGUUUUUACCCUACAUGCAUCCUACCUUUCCACAUUGCCAGACCUUAUUCCUCAGCUGGGAAUGUUGUACCAGUUGAUGGAGAGCAGGGUAAAAACUUUGCAAAAGCUUUCCCGUCUGCAUGGAAGACUCUUCAUUCUUGUCACCCAGCUUGCAGCAUCACAAGCAGUUCAGGAUGUACCUGAGGUUAAUCAGACUGCAAAGCUGGUCUAUGAGGAUGACUCCUCGGAGGAGGAAGGCUCAGAUGAUGAGAUGAUUGCAGAUAAAGACUCUGAUGAAAACUGGGAUGAAGAUGAUGAAAAAGAGGAGCAAUCUGAUGAACAAGACAUGACUGUUGAAAAGGAAAUCAAUGGUGAUUCUGAUUUGGAACCAGAAAAUGAAAGUGAAGAAGAAUAACAGCACGAAAGAGUAAUUUUAGCGGUUGAGCAAGUGGGCCACCAAGCUCUUUGAUUCUGGAUCCUGUUGCUGAAAGAUGCUGUAUUUGCAUAUCAGGAGUGCAAAGCAUUGCACAGCCUGUGUGCAGAGGCACCUGUGGGGCACUGCAUUUCUGAAUCCAGAAUGUUUAACCGUGCCAGCCUUCUCUCGCCCUCCUUCCCUGCGCUUACUUAGAGAAACAUUUCCUCCACCUCCUGGUCAGAUUAUGCCUGUCAUGUGGACAUGCAUUUGUAUCUCAAGUGAAAUAAAUCUGCCACCGCUGUUUGUGUGGGAAACUUG
Messenger RNA from Ficedula albicollis (Collared flycatcher), 2136 nucleotides. RefSeq names its product WD repeat domain 43 (gene WDR43). The record is from RefSeq and is a predicted model, not a curated record. Gene Ontology annotation, cellular component: nucleolus. Gene Ontology annotation, biological process: maturation of SSU-rRNA from tricistronic rRNA transcript (SSU-rRNA, 5.8S rRNA, LSU-rRNA). The transcript has 18 exons. Gene Ontology annotation, molecular function: protein binding. Bases 1 to 1818 code for a protein of 605 amino acids. Lineage: Eukaryota; Metazoa; Chordata; Aves; Passeriformes; Muscicapidae.